AUGCAUGGUGAAGCUGGCGACCCGGAACUUGAUAGAGCCACUCCUGAUACAUCCAAAACAGAGCCACUAUAUCCAGAAAAUGAUAAUGCUGAGUAUACAGAUAUCCUGAGGACGAAGGAGUUGACUAUCGAACAGUGUUCGCAGAAACUAUCGCAUGUUCUAGGAAAGCUUCUCCGAGAGAACCCGGAAGACUCCAUGAAAGAGAAAUACGAAGAGCUCCUAGAAAAACUUACGAGUGCCGUUCCAUUGCCCCUGAAAGCGUUUACUCAGUGCUACCCACAGAACUAUCUUUCAGAGAUACUUAUAACGAACUACGCAGACCUCGUCAAGUUCUGUUCGCUGUACUUGAACUUGUCUCUUUCAUCCCACGUCACCAAGUUUGUCGUUAACGUUUUUUACAGUUUAGAAUGUUGGGAGAUUUAUCAUCUACUACAAAUGGUUCCUAACCUUGAUUACUUUCUAAGGCUUGUUGAUAUAGAAGUCACCGAUACGCCAUUUGGACACAUUGUUUCGCCACCGGAUAACUUUAUGGGCUUCAAUUUGAGGCAAGGCUUCCAGUAUCCAUUCCCAUUCCCAUUCUACAACUUCUCAUACCAUACCAUGAAUCCAGACGUGACUUCUCAGAAAUUCCAAAGGCUCCGCAUUGAUAAUUACAUAGACAUACGCUUGAACAAGGCACAGCCCAAGAAAAAGAAGAAGUCAAGAGCAUCAAAAAAGACAGAGGCAUUGCCAUCUCUUUCUCAAGAUACAUCGCAGCGCAAUAUCGAUUUACCAAGACAGGAUUCGUCUGUCUCUGAGCCUUCGCAUGAAUUAAGUUUCCAAAUUAUGACUCUUCGGGAUAUUGAACUGGAUGUGGAUGCGGUGGAGGGAGAUUUUGACGAUGAUGAAGAUGACGGAUACAAUACUGACGAUGCCGAGAGGUUAUUACAGGACGAGAACAAAAGCGUUCUGGAAGAAAUACCACAAGACGCUCAGCAGGUCUUGUUUGUUCCUUCAAUAUUCCAGCAGAUACUACUUAACCCGCAAGAUCCAGCUUAUCAGGCAUACCUUAGUCUGCUCCCAGGUUCAAAAUCCAGUGAAGUCCUUGAGGGCAAGCACGAGCCCAUCAAACACCGGAACCUUGUCCCGCCUCAACAGAAAGCUCGUCGUGAUCUGCUUACGAGACAUCUGCGCAAGGCCCACAAUGUGGUGGGUGAGCCUAACAAGAUAGCCAUAGAAAAAGCAAAGGAUACCGCUGAAGUUGUGGGCAAACGCAAAACUCCAUCAACCGGAGUUCCACCUGAACAAGACAAGAGAAGCCAACCCGCCAACAUACCUACAAUUUCUCAUCAAAGAUCGUCUCCACAAGAAGAUGUCAUGCCAGUUCCACAGGAAAGCAGCAAAUUGCCACAGCCACCAUCGUUCAUAAGCGCUGCACCAAUGCCAGCCUCGAUGCAAUAUCCUCCACAGUAUAAAGAAGCCUCUAGGCUGCCAUACUACGGCCAUGCUGCCCCUGUUGGCUCACAUCCACUGCCUCAGUUCCCAGCAUACGCAUCAGCUCUACAGCCACCUACGUUAGUCUCACCACAACUCAAUAAGAGAGGCGAUGAGGGCCGUCAAGACCAAAGUCCGCAGCUACAACAAUAUGGAUAUGCUGGGUAUCCAGCAUUCCAGCCUUACGGUCAGCCGUUCUACGGAGCCGACGGCAGGCUCUUCAUGCAAAUGCCUCUUCCAGGCUACGUCCAUCCCAUGGGAGUGCCACCACAGAAAAUGCAAGGACAGCCAAUGCAAGGACCUCAGAACAUACACAGCCCACAAUUCCAGCAUCAGCAGCAGUUCCUGCCAGUGGGCUCCAUGCCUAUGCCUCCCAUGGGUUACCAAUAUGCCGUAAACGAAGCAGGCCAGCCACAUGGGUCGCCUCAAAUGCAUCCAGGUCAAUCUAAUCCUACUCCCCCGCCUCCAAUUGGCCACAUAAGGCUGCCACAUAUCAGAGAAGACGACAAGUCUAGAAACAUGUAA
This is a messenger RNA of Candidozyma haemuli, 1998 nucleotides long. RefSeq lists its product as uncharacterized. The coding region runs from base 1 to 1998 and encodes 665 amino acids. The record is from RefSeq and is a predicted model, not a curated record. The transcript has a single exon. Lineage: Eukaryota; Fungi; Ascomycota; Pichiomycetes; Serinales; Metschnikowiaceae.